Anopheles darlingi is the source of this 1232-nucleotide messenger RNA. RefSeq lists its product as uncharacterized. The record is from RefSeq and is a predicted model, not a curated record. Gene Ontology annotation, biological process: ceramide transport; intermembrane lipid transfer. Lineage: Eukaryota; Metazoa; Arthropoda; Insecta; Diptera; Culicidae. The transcript is spliced from 6 exons. Gene Ontology annotation, molecular function: ceramide 1-phosphate transfer activity; ceramide 1-phosphate binding. Bases 501 to 1163 code for a protein of 220 amino acids. Gene Ontology annotation, cellular component: membrane; cytoplasm; cytosol.
UCAAGGGCUCCAUCAACAAUCUCUGCGAGGGGACAGAGCUGAGGAUUAAUUUUGACGAGCAGCAGGAUCAACACCGGCCUUUACCAUACUCGUGCUCCGUGGAUGUAGUACCGAUACGACGCACACACCCUGCACAUCGCGUCACUCGGCAAAUAGAAAUCCUCGAGUAACGGCUGAUCGCCGACUGGUGAAGGUUCCCGCGGUACACGAUAAGGCCACCCCAAAACCGGGCGGCCAAUCGACGGGCGACGAUGAAAUGAUGAUAAACAUAGGAGAGCACGCUUUGCGUAGAUAAGAUUGCGGCGAGGCGGCAUGUUCCCGACUUCCAGUUGCCGUUGCGCGAUCGCAGGUGAUAGAACCCGUUUUCGUGGCGCAGCACAGCGUUCAGUUGGCGUACGUGAAACCCCUUUGCGGCGAAAGCGUGUAUCAUAUUCGCGAACUCGGGAGGCCACUUACAUUUCCAUUCUCGAGAGCAGCGUGGCAACCGAACACGAGCUAGCAUGGCUGAAAACGACGAAGUAGCCGCUGCCAUCGCCGCGGGCAACGUGUGUGAAGCUAAGAUUCAGUUUCGUCAACUGAAAUUGUUCCCAGUAAUCGAUGAAAAUAAUAAUUUCAAAAUCAGUACUGCCAAUUUCUUAGAAUCAUCACACCAAAUAGUGGACGCAAUCGGUUGCUUCGGUAAGCUUUUCUCGCCGAUCGUCAAAGAUAUGCGACAGAAUGUAAAGAAAUUGGAAGACAAAUUCAAAACCAAUGAGACUCUGUUUGCGCACAUCGAAGACUUAAUACUUAAGGAUGCGGAAGGCAACGACAAUCCCUAUGAUACGGUGACCGAUGGGUUGCUGUGGUUAAAAAGGGCAUUCGAAAUGAUGGAACUGUUCUUCCGCAAGGUGCUGGAAGAUGAAACGUGCAACGAGCAGUUGAAACCACACCUACGAAAGGCCUACGAAGAGUGUUUGCUGCCGUAUCAUGGGUUUCUGGCGCAGAAAGGAUUUCAGAUUCUCCACUUUUACGUUCCUAGUCGGACGAGCCUGUUGGGACCGUCGGAUGGCAACGCGGACAAUUUGAAGGCGCUUGAUGAGUUUCUCGUACACUUUCGCGCCAACCUACAUCACCUGAACGAGUUUUUCACCAAACAUGACUUACACCGUACUUAUAAAGCAUAGAAAACCGUCACACGAGGGGCACAUAUUGUAUUUUGUAAAAUAAAUAUAAAACAGUCACUAGCGAUUAUU